Trichoderma gamsii is the source of this 432-nucleotide messenger RNA. RefSeq lists its product as hypothetical. Gene Ontology annotation, cellular component: plasma membrane. The record is from RefSeq and is a predicted model, not a curated record. The coding region runs from base 1 to 432 and encodes 143 amino acids. Lineage: Eukaryota; Fungi; Ascomycota; Sordariomycetes; Hypocreales; Hypocreaceae. The transcript has 4 exons. Gene Ontology annotation, molecular function: acetate transmembrane transporter activity.
AUGGAUUCAGUUUGGGAGAACGACAUCAAGACGCCAGAGGCGUUCGUCGUUAGACGGAGGAGUCUUGCUAAUCCGAGUGCAUUGGGAUUUGGCGGGUUUGCAGCGACGUUAAUGGCUUUGUCUCUGUCUGCCAUGGGCUUCCGCGGAGUGUCAAAUCAAUCCGUCUUUAUAGCAAACAUGUGUUUUCUCGCUGGAAUUGGGCUCUUGAUCUCCGCGCAGUGGGAAAUGCUCAAGGGCAAUACGUUCCAAUACACGGUCCUGGCAGCUUUUGGGCUAUACUAUAGUGGUUACGGAGUGUUAAUAUUGCCGUCAAUGGGCAUUCUUGAAUCAUACCAAGGCCAAAUAGCCGAGUACCAUAAUGCAUUUGGGAUUUACCAGCUUGUCUGGUGCGUACUGAAUAUGUUCUUUCUUAUUGCAUCCUUGCCAACGUAA